CGUGAAUACCCGACCGAGCCCACUGUUUCCAUUCAAUAUCCGCUGAUCACAACAGGUUUUCCUGUGUAACUGUAAGCACCUGCAUCAUCGUCCCAGGAGCCACUGGUUUUGUCUUUUCAGUACCCAUGGCGAACCGGGAACACUUCUACUUCUACGCGCCAACGUGGGAUUAUCCCCCAGGCGGCCCGAUCAAGCUCGGCAACGUCAUCACGUCGGUGAAGAAGCCGCAUCUACCCCUCUCCUGCGCCGCGCCGGAAGACUCCGAACUCCUGCGAACGGAGAAAAAGAGUGUUCAGUACACCAAGGAGAAGUUGCGGAGCGGGAGGUUUUCCGUCCUGACCAAAUUCUUAAGCGUGCUUGGCUUCGGGGUGGAUAUCGGUGCCGAGAUUGAUAACAGUGACGAGGAGACCUUCGCCUUUGAUACCCUUGAAACUACCCAGUUCAUCCCGACAACAGCCUAUUUACAAACAUGCAUCGAUUCUGACAACGUGCGUCGGUUUCUCCAAAACUCACGCUACCGCAAGCCCGUCUAUGUCAUCACCGGCAUCAAGGCCGUCAACGGGGCCGAGGCGAACACCUCAAAGUCUCGCGCCGUAGGCGGCACGUUCGCGGUCGAAGUCGACGGCACCCUCCUCAGCGGGGGCGCCGUUCCCAUCGGGGGCGGUCCCGGGAUAGAAGGCAAGGUGGCCAACAGUACCGGGACAAGCUGGGCAGGCAGCAGCGACUUUGUGUUUGCGUUCCGCGUGAGCAAGGUCUUUGUGGGCAAGGCGACGGGCCAAGUGGCGAGCGAAGAGGAGUAUCGCAAGGGGGCGAUGCUCGGCGAUGAGGUUGGCGAGGUGAGACGUCCGCAGCUGGCUGUCUCAAAGGUGGAAGAGCCGAAAGCGGAGGCCGAGGACUGUGACACGGAGGAGCUGAUGGAUGAUGGGGAGAUUGUGUUUUGUGCCAUUCCCAGGAGGGACGAAGAUGAUGACUGAGCUAGAAUCUGCCCAACAGCACUUGGUUUCAUAGAUGGGAUAAAUAAAGCAGUAUGGACUUUUGAGACGU
Messenger RNA from Colletotrichum destructivum, 1044 nucleotides. RefSeq lists its product as uncharacterized. The transcript is spliced from 2 exons. The coding region runs from base 126 to 974 and encodes 282 amino acids. NCBI's taxonomy places the organism in Eukaryota, Fungi, Ascomycota, Sordariomycetes, Glomerellales, Glomerellaceae. The record is from RefSeq and is a predicted model, not a curated record.